AAUAACAGGCUCCCUGUGGUGUGUUUCAUCAUUGACGGUUAGAGGACAUUGUUUUUGUUUUCCUGCGUAAACUGCCAUUCACCCGCAAUGUCAACAAUCCCUUCCAGUCCAAGGUCCUAUUUGCAGUUUUAUGAGCACCACGAGCAUCAUUACGAAGGCAAAGGCUAAACUGAAGACAUACAAAUGCUGCCGAGAAAUUCUUCAGGUGCAGAUGAUCUGCUGGGAAACAGUAGUCACAGCAGGCCAGGCAAUGUGGAGCAGGUCCUUGUCCCUUUUUUUGAUGUCCUAAUCCUGGUGUUGGGGUUAGCAGGCCACAGCACAGUCAUGUUCAUCCUCUGUCGGAGGCACAGGAAGAGAGCGGGUCAGUCUGCACAGAGCUCCAUGACAGGAACGGGUACAGACGUCCUACUGCUGGCCCUCAGCUCUGCGGACUUGCUUCUUCUCGCCACGCUUCCUUUUCACACCGCCGCCAUCGCCAUGCAGCAGUGGCCAUUUGGAGACUUCCUGUGUCGCAUGGCGGGCUUUUUGGGAUCGGCCUGCUCCUCAGCCAGCGCCUUCACGCUGUCCGCCCUCGCCGUGUCACGCUACAUGACGGUGGUGCACCCUGCCACAGCUUACCGCCUCCUCUCUCCUCGCCGGGUUGCCAUGGUGGCUACGCUUCUUUGGGUACCAGCCUGCUGCCUGGCGACGCCUCAGUUUGUGUUCCGCUCAGUUGGAAUUUUGGGAACCCCUCCCGGCAGUUCCGACGGGCUUACUUGCUUCGCUUUCUUGUCGCACAAAGACCAGCUAAUUUACGGAUUGUUCCAUUUCCUUUUAGCUUUCUUGCUCCCGCUAAUCACCAUCACCAUCGCAUACGGAAACAUCUACUUGUUCCUGUGGAGGACUCAGAACGCGGGCCAGGCUCCACAAGUAGAACGCUACCAGAACAAGGGUGGACAGUGAUUCCGCGAGGCUUGUCCAAGCCCUGGGAGAUAACCACGUAGCGGAAAGAGCCGUUCAGGCGGGCCACCUCAAUCACAUCGAAGCCUUGGUCUGUCCAGUAGAUGUUUCCUGUGGUGACACCAAAAGGAAUAGUAAUGUUCUACAACUCCUAGAGCAUGUGGAUUAUACUAGUUGUAUAGGAGUAGAAACCAGGGGGACGUCUCCCCCCAAAUAUAGGAGACAGACCGUAAAUAUGGCUUGUUUGUAAUGUCUUGCUAUUAGUAUACUCAUAUUUAGAAAGCAUGUAUUUUGGUGAAAUCCUCUUAAUCCUGAGAUUGUCCAUUAUUUGAUUGAUAACUUUGUCAAUGUUCCCAAGUAACAUCAACACAAAAUGUUUGUCAUCUCUUCUCAGCACGGCAUGGCACCAAUAAAAGCUGAAA
This is a messenger RNA of Entelurus aequoreus (snake pipefish), 1361 nucleotides long. RefSeq names its product galanin receptor type 3-like. NCBI's taxonomy places the organism in Eukaryota, Metazoa, Chordata, Actinopteri, Syngnathiformes, Syngnathidae. The transcript is spliced from 2 exons. Gene Ontology annotation, molecular function: G protein-coupled peptide receptor activity. The record is from RefSeq and is a predicted model, not a curated record. Gene Ontology annotation, biological process: immune response; neuropeptide signaling pathway. The coding region runs from base 184 to 942 and encodes 252 amino acids. Gene Ontology annotation, cellular component: membrane.